Apiotrichum porosum is the source of this 1053-nucleotide messenger RNA. RefSeq lists its product as uncharacterized. The transcript is spliced from 5 exons. Gene Ontology annotation, cellular component: preribosome, small subunit precursor; preribosome, large subunit precursor; nucleus. Gene Ontology annotation, biological process: rRNA processing. The coding region runs from base 1 to 1053 and encodes 350 amino acids. The record is from RefSeq and is a predicted model, not a curated record. NCBI's taxonomy places the organism in Eukaryota, Fungi, Basidiomycota, Tremellomycetes, Trichosporonales, Trichosporonaceae.
AUGCCUUCCGUCGAGAGCAAGAAGAGCAAGGGAAAGGGCAAGGCCGUACCUGCCGAGGCCAAGGCUACCGCUUCGCUGCCCCUCGGCAAGCAGCUCGCGCACACUGACAAGGCCGUGCGUGACCAGGCAGUGCGUAACCUCGAGGCCUUCCUGUCGCGCGGUUCCGGCGAGGCCGGCGGCGCGUACGAGCCCUUGAGCGACUCGGAGAUGGCCAAGCUGUGGAAGGGCCUGUUCUACUGCUUCUGGAUGUCGGACAAGCCCCUCGUGCAGCAGGCGCUCGCUACCGACCUCGCCAACCUCCUCCUCCGCAUCGACCCCGGUACCGGGCGCGCGGCGCGCAUCGAGGCCAGCUUGGGCUUCCUGGAUGGAUUCUGGACCGCGCUCGUCCGCGAGUGGGGCGGCAUUGACAGGCUGAGAAUCGACAAGUACUACAUGCUCAUCCGUCGAUAUGUCAACGCGACGUUCCGCCUGCUUGCCCGCGAGGAGUGGGACAGCGACGCCGUGGAGCGCGUCAACACGAUCAUCGGUGGCGCCAGCGGUCCUAUGAGCUGGCAGGACAAGAGCGUUCCGUCGUCGCUCGCGAGCCACCUGGCGGACGUGUAUCUCGAGGAGCUGGACAAGGUGCUUGCCGAGGGCGACGUGGCCCCGGCCCCCGUCGUGGAUCUGGUCUACCCGCACAUCGUCCUGCUGGCACGCACCCGCACGCAGGCCGUGCACACGCGCCUCAUGACCGUCGUGUUCACCCCGCUCAUCACCGCCCUCAGCCCGCGUGUCGUCGAGGUCGUCGAGCGGCCAGCCAAGCGGCUCCGUGGGCCCGUCCCCGUCCCCGCCCCCGUCGUUGCCGACGACGAGGACGACGAGGACGCCCUGUUUGCUGCGAUUGCGCGCACCGCCGCCGUCGAGGGCAAGCAGGCCACCAAGGCCCAAGCCAAGACCGCCCUCCUCCAGGCCAUGUUCAAGGAGGCUGCGCAGGAGGGUGCGGUCGAGAGCAACCGUCGCAAGAUCUACACGGUUGUCCGUGAGCAGGGCGACGAUGACGAAGACGACGAGUAG